Peromyscus eremicus (cactus mouse) is the source of this 2546-nucleotide messenger RNA. It is a transcript of the gene Cdh5, whose product is annotated as cadherin 5. The record is from RefSeq and is a predicted model, not a curated record. Gene Ontology annotation, biological process: multicellular organism development; cell morphogenesis; regulation of establishment of cell polarity. Gene Ontology annotation, molecular function: calcium ion binding; cadherin binding. The transcript is spliced from 12 exons. The coding region runs from base 110 to 2470 and encodes 786 amino acids. Gene Ontology annotation, cellular component: adherens junction; plasma membrane; catenin complex. Lineage: Eukaryota; Metazoa; Chordata; Mammalia; Rodentia; Cricetidae.
CUCUCCCCUCCUGAGGCAGUCAGCAGAGCUCUACACAAAGCUCAGCCCUGGACAGUCUGAGGAGAGGAGAGUCUUCAGCUCACAGACACGAUCACUUCCUCCUGGAAGGAUGCGGAGGCUAACGGAGCUGGCCGCUGCUUUGGGCACCCUCUUGGGCCUGCUGGCAGUGGCAGCAAUGGCAGACUUUAACCUUCCCCAGCUAGACACCCCCAGCAAGCUGCCCGCCCACCAGCGCCAGAAGAGAGCCUGGAUUUGGAAUCAAAUGCAUAUAGAUGAAGAGAAAAACAGCUCACUGCCCCACUAUGUGGGAAAGAUCAAGUCCAGUGUGAACCGUAACAAUGCCAAGUAUGUGCUCCGAGGAGAGUCUGCUGGCACGAUCUUCCGGGUCCAAGCUGACUCAGGAGAUGUGUAUGCCUUGGAGAGAUUAGACCGGGAAAAGAAAACUGAGUACUUCCUUACUGCCCUCAUUGUGGACAAGGAGACCAACGUAGACCUGGAACAGCCUUCCAACUUCACCAUCAAGGUUCAUGAUAUAAAUGACAACUGGCCUGUGUUUACACGCCAGGUGUUCAACGCGUCUGUGCCAGAGAUGUCAGCUGUGGGGACCUCUAUCAUCCGUGUGACAGCAGUGGAUGCAGAUGACCCCACUGUGGCUGGCCACGCCACUGUCAUGUACCAAAUCCUAAAAGGAAGCGAGCACUUCGCCAUUGAUAAUUCUGGACUCAUUUUCACAAAGGACAAAAACUUGGACAGAGAGACGCAGGCUGAGUAUAAGAUUGUGGUGGAAGCGCGAGAUGCCCAGGGUCUUCGGGGAGAGUCAGGCACAGCCACUGUUCUGAUCACGCUGGAAGACAUCAAUGACAACUUCCCCAUCUUUACCCAGUCCACAUACACAUUUGCGGUGCCUGAAGACAUCCGUGUGGGUAGCCCCUUGGGCUUUCUGUCUGUCAUGGACCCAGAUGAGCCUCAGAACCGGAUGACCAAGUACAGCAUCAUGCAGGGCGAGUACAGGGACACCUUCACCAUUGAGACAGACCCCAACCGCAAUGAGGGUAUCAUCAAGCCCACAAAGCCCCUGGACUACGAACUCAUCCAGCAGUACACAUUCUACAUUGAGGCCACAGACCCCACUAUCAGACUCGGAUACCUGAGCAGCACUGCUGGUAAAAACAAAGCCAAGAUCACCAUCAACGUCAUGGACGUGGAUGAGCCCCCUGUCUUCCAGCGACGCUUCUAUCACUUCCAGCUGCCGGAAAACCAGAAGAAACCUCGGAUAGGCACCGUGGUGGCCAAAGACCCUGACAAGGCUCAGCGCAACAUUGGAUACUCCAUCCGCAAGACCAGUGACAGAGGGCAAUUCUUCCGAAUAACCAAACACGGGGACAUCUACAAUGAGAAAGAACUGGACAGAGAAACCCACCCCUGGUACAACCUGACUGUGGAGGCCAACGAACUGGAUUCUAGAGGUAACCCCGUAGGUAAAGAAUCCAUUGUGCAGGUUCACAUUGAAGUCUUGGAUGAGAAUGACAACCCCCCAGAAUUUGCCGAGCCCUAUGAACCUAAAGUGUGUGAGAAUGCAGCCCGGGGCAAGCUGGUAAUACAGAUCUCCGCAACAGACAAGGAUGUAACGCCACCAAACACAAAGUUUAAGUUUGCCCUGAAGACCGAGGACAGCAACUUCACCCUCAUAAACAACCACGACAAUACCGCCAAUAUCACGGUCAAGUAUGGGCAGUUUGAUCGGGAACAUGCCAAGUUCCACUACCUACCGGUGCUCAUCUCAGACAACGGGGUGCCCAGCCUGACUGGAACCGGCACGCUAACAGUGGCUGUGUGCAAAUGCAAUGAACAAGGCGAGUUCACCUUCUGUGAGGAGAUGGCCGCCCAGGCAGGCGUCAGCAUCCAAGCGCUGGUAGCCAUCUUCCUCUGCAUCCUCACCAUCACAGUGAUCACCCUGCUCAUCAUCCUGAGGCGGCGGCUCCGGAAGCAGGCUCACGUACAUAGCAAGAGCGCACUUGAGAUUCACGAGCAGUUGGUCACCUAUGACGAGGAGGGCGGCGGCGAGAUGGACACCACCAGCUACGACGUGUCGGUGCUCAACUCUGUGCGCGGCGGGGGCACCACCAAGCCCCUGCGGUCCACAGUGGACGCCCGGCCAGCCGUGUACUCAGCGGUGCAGAAGCCGCCGCGGCUGGUGCCUGGGUCGCCUGGCGGGCCCAGGGAGAUGGCCACCAUGAUCGAGGUGAAGAAAGAAGAGGCAGACAAUGACGGCGGUGGCCCCCCCUACGACACGCUGCACAUCUACGGCUACGAGGGCUCAGAGUCCAUCGCAGAGUCACUCAGCUCCUUGACCACCAAUUCCUCCGACUCUGACAUCGACUAUGACUUCCUCAACGACUGGGGACCCAGGUUCAAGAUGCUGGCGGAGCUGUAUGGCUCAGAUCCCCGGGAUGAACUGAUGAUCAUCUAAGGUUGCCAAGCUCUCGGCCAGGAGACCCAAAUUCAUUGCAGCCUAAAUGAGACACAUCAUAAACCACCUUCCCUGA